Toxorhynchites rutilus septentrionalis is the source of this 2526-nucleotide messenger RNA. RefSeq lists its product as uncharacterized. The coding region runs from base 600 to 2009 and encodes 469 amino acids. Gene Ontology annotation, cellular component: nucleus. The record is from RefSeq and is a predicted model, not a curated record. Lineage: Eukaryota; Metazoa; Arthropoda; Insecta; Diptera; Culicidae. Gene Ontology annotation, biological process: regulation of transcription by RNA polymerase II. The transcript is spliced from 5 exons. Gene Ontology annotation, molecular function: protein binding.
CGCCGUGUUCAAACCCCUUCUUACCCACACUCAUUGGCCGUCAUUGGCUCCCUAAAUGUGCUGACCGUGUAAAAGGAACCGGUUGGUCACUCUCUACGAUUCUGGACUUCACGAAUCGAACACGAGCGAGUGCAGAGUCGCCCCCCGAAAAAAAAGCGGCAACAAUUUCUUCCAUUCGAAAUGGAAAAUUUACAAUUUUCAGGACCAAUUGAAAUAUCUUUGCUCGUGCUGAAUCCUGUGUCGCCCAGUGGAUUGUACGACGCCAUCGAUGAUGAUGACGACGUCCGACUUGACUAUGCCAAGUCACACGAAAAUGAAGGAAAUUGUACAUGGUCACACAAAGAGAACGGAAUUGAAUAAACAUCCAUAAACACACAUACACGAUCCUGCGAUGUGGAGAGAGAAAAAAGGAACCAAUUUUUGAAUAUUCUAUCGACAACAACCAGUAAUAAUAUUAAACUGCAAUUUUUCGUUGGAAUCGAAUUACUAUGGCUUUCGAAGUAGCGCUUUACCUUUGGGCUAUUUGAUGGCGCUGGAGAAAAAAGUGGUUGUGGUAUACGCUGUGUGAUUGCGUUUUUAGGUAAUCGAAUCAUGUCAAAAUGCCUCUGAACAAUUCUGAUUACAACGAUUCUCCGGCUGCGAGUAGUUUUAUCGGCGCCGGGCCACCACGUCUUACGACAGCGUUGUCUGCUCAGGACGCGCAGUUUUGCCUUCGAUGGAACGGCUAUCACACCAAUCUGUCAACUGUAUUCGAGCAACUUUUCCGGAGUGAAUCUCUCGUGGAUGUAACCUUGGUUAGCGAGGGUCGUCUGUUGAAAGCACAUAAACUAGUUCUAGCCGCAAACAGUCCCUACUUUCAGACAAUAUUUGCUGAAACUCCCUGCAAGCAUCCUAUCAUCAUUAUCAAAGAUGUUAAGUGGGAGGAGCUCGAAGCACUUGUGGAAUUCAUGUAUCGGGGAGAAAUUCACGUAGCUCAGGAGCAUAUACGGCCACUGCUUAAUCUUGCCGAAAUGUUCCAAAUAUGUGGUCUAACCGAUUUGCACCAGGAGGAUGACCGAAAGCCUGCGCCUGAGAAUGACGACCGACAUAUUACGGUGUGCAGCGCGUCGGGAACCCUCAAUGACAAGAAUGUCGACGGCGAGUGUUCUCCGCCAAAACGAAUACAGAAGGAGCGGGACUUGGCUAGGAAGCAAACCUUCGAGACACUGGACGUGCCUGUUGAGUGGCCAGCGGAAGAUGAAAUCAAACAUGAAGAACAGCCCCUGUUCAAGAGUGCCCGGAAACGAAAACAAUCGCCCAGUGAUGUGGGUGUUGUGUCGGAUGAUUGCAUAGUGACCAGAUUUUCUAACAUUCCAACGACGGCAGCUCAGCAGAUUGUUGACAUUCCGAAGUCGCCCACACAGAUGCAGCCGACUCGUCUCUUGCUGGAGGAGGCGGAUUCAAAGAUGAGCUUUGCCGAUCAGGUCAAUGAAGAAAGCAGUAUAUCAUUCAAUGGUGAUUGGGGUUCUCUCAGUGAAUCUCGUGCGAAGCAGAAAGUCCCCGCUUGGAGCUGGAGUCAACUGCAGGAGGCCAUCACAGCGGUCGUGACGCAGCGGUUGCGCUUCACGCAAGCAUCCGCCCAGUACAACAUCCCCAAGGGAACCCUGUACGACAACAUUCUUGGCAAAACCCAUCGGAUGGCGAUCCUGGAGGAGCUGCUUCUAAGCCCGGCCGAGGAAGCAGCCGUCUUGGAGUUCUGCUGUGACACUUCAACCUCACCGUUCAGCAAGAAGACGAAAAAGUCGCUCAAAAGUAUACUGGAAUUUCUGGCCCGAUUCGACGUCUAUCGGGCACAGGCGGAGCGGUUCAGAUUUGGUGACAAGGGCGGUUUCCGGUGGUGGUGGGCAUUCUGCCGGAAGCACUCGAUUGUGUCGCUGUAUUAUGAAGGCAUCAAACUGGAGGAAGAGACAAGAACCGGGGGUAAAAAGGAGCGGCGAAGUGACGAUUUCGAGGGGGGAGAAACAACAUAAUCCGAAAGCCAAGAUGUCAUGGAACGCUGUCGGAAACAAGUGCGCAUCAAAAUCUCUAACUAUAUAAUGGUUGCAACAUCAGAAGGCUGCAUUGUGAUGAUCUUUUUGGGUAAACAGGCCCAGGAGCGGGGUGAAUCCGUCCAGAAAAUGAACCUUGACUGGCACAAGGAAUACCACGAGAAAUCUGCACAAGAAGAGGCUGCCGCGAAGGAUUAAGAUAGUGAUGGUUCCUUUCUUUCUUUUCCGAAGUUUUUUUUUGUGAUUAAGUUAAUGCCCUUUUUAGAAGGUGUUUCAUAAUAGAGAGUUUUAAAAUGCUCGUGCUUGUUUUAUUAGUUUCUUGCAGGAUUGUAACACAAAUAUAUUUUUAAAGAUGUUUGAAAUUUGCAGUUAAUAAAACAAAAUAUAUUUUCGAUCGUAUAGGAUUGUAAUUCAUUGAUAGUUUGAUUACUAUCAAAACUCGAAUGUUUGUAUGAAAGAAUCUUAGGUAUCCAACGGCAUUAACGUAUCUGAGAAGCAU